AUGUCACUAAAAACCAGCAAAGUACCUCAGAAAUGGAAAUCCGCUAAUUUAUUACCACUCCCUAAAGAAUCACCAUUAAAUUCGUGCAACCAGUUAAGACCAAUCUCUCUGACGGACAUCAUCAUGAGACUAUUCGAGAAGUGCGUGUAUAAAUCUGAAAUCGAACCUAUCACAAGAAAUAACAUUGGUCCUGACCAAUUUGCUUAUAAAAAGGGUCACAACUCGACUAUGGCUCUGAUUAAAUCCCAACAUCAAUGGCUAGAGUGGCUGGAUAAAAACGCUAAUUAUGUUAGAGUGCUGUCGUUCGAUUUCAGCAAAGCAUUUGACAGUGUGCCCCACGAUCUUUUGUUUGAAAAAGUUAAAAAGCUACCCAUUAAUCCGUAUGUGGUGAACUGGUUAAUUAGUUUUCUAGAAAAUAGAAUACAAAGAGUAAUGGUUGAUGGAAUGGUUACAGAAUAUUUAUAUAUUAAUCGUGGUGUUCCUCAAGGUACUGUUUUAGGCCCAGUUCUUUUCUCAAUAAUGGUUGAUGAUAUUAAAACUGCUGAUCCUAGUAAUGCGUUAGUCAAAUUUGCUGACGAUUUGACGUUAGGAGUGCCUGGCAACGAAAGUGGUGACACAUCUCGAUCUGAAGCUGCCUGUUUACAGGAUUGGGCGGAAGAGAAUAGAAUGCCCUUAAACUUGGAAAAAACGUACGAAAUGGUUGUUCGCAGACACACCUCUGUAGUUUUGCCCGAGCUUAUCCCUUCAAUUAAGCGAAAAACAUGGCUAAAACUUUUAGGAGUUACUCUACAAGAUAACCCGUGCAACUGGGAUUUGCACUUUGAAGAAAUGCUCAAAAAAGCAAGUGGACGAAUGUACAUUAUGAGAGUUUGCAAAUACUAUGGACUAUCAAUUAAACAAUUAGAUCUGCUGUUUGAUAGCCUAAUUAUGUCGAUAUUCACUUUUGCUAUUGAGCUGUGGGGUUGUGCAUACGACGGUAAAUAUUUGAACCAAAUAGAUAAAUUCAUUAAACGUGCACAUAAGAAUGGUUAUAUAUCAAAACGAACACACAUUAAAGAAAUACGUGAUAAGAGAGAUAAGAAACUGUGGAACAAAAUAACAUCAACUGAGGACAAUGCAUUGCUUGAACUGCUGCCGGAAAAAAGAAGUAGGUUACUUAGGCCUAGAGGGCAUGAGUAUGAACUCCCCCUAGUGAGAACAGAAAGAUUCAAAAGGUCGUUCAUAAAUCGUUGUCUGUAUAACUUUGUUUAGACUUUAAUCUAUUAAAAACUUUUUAAAACUUUUUACGCUUCUUAACUUACAAUUGUAAAUAUAACUAGAUCAAUUACCUUUCGAUUGUAAACUCAGACGGAUGUAUCUGAGUAUUUUAAUAAAGACUAUUAUUAUUAUUAUUAUUAUUAUUAUUAUUAUUAUUAUUAUUAUUAUUAUUAUUAUUAUUAUAUUACCUAUUCGACCACGUCGAAACGCGAAACUGGCUCGGACCGCUUCGAACUGCUUUGGACAAUCAAUCCCUAUUAUAUAUUACUUAAAAGUAUUAAUCUAUAUAGUAUAUACUACGUAAUGACUGCCAUAUUGUGCAGUCAAAAAAAAUUUUUGCCAGACCCUGGGCGCCAUUUUGCAAAACAUCUGGAUUGAUCAGUCCAAUUUAAAUAAGGUUCACUCUUGCGGCAUAAUUAAAUGUUCUGCCAGAUUCAAUAGACCACAUUUUUGUAGAUUGUACAACAUCUACUUAUUCUACCUAUCAACAGUUAGAUACAUGACACAAACCAUAGGGCUCAUGACAUAUCUCACGACAUGGUUUGCUUUCAAGACCCUGUGAGUAUAUGUACAUAAUGUAACUGCAUCUAUACUUAAAUACUAAGGAAUAAACUUACAAUCUUCACACAGACUUAACCACAUGUGAAAUACUAAGGAAUAAACUUACAAUCCUCACAUAGACUUAACCACAUGUGAUGGACAGAUUACGGAAUACACAGUGAACAACAAGGACUAA
Molecule: messenger RNA, 1993 nt
Organism: Paramuricea clavata
Lineage: Eukaryota; Metazoa; Cnidaria; Anthozoa; Malacalcyonacea; Plexauridae
Source: the annotation of a GenBank genome assembly